UGCGAAACUCUGGUAAAGAAUAAAAAUGUUUUAUAUAAAAUUGAAGCUCUUGCACGAGCGAGUCAUUUGCUGUUGAGUUAGGAGGCCAACACGUUUAAUCUUAAUUGCAUUUCUAAGCUCUCAGUAGUUACACAAGCUUGUUAAAAUGUGUGAUGAUGAUGCAGGUGCCCUCGUCAUCGACAACGGAUCCGGAAUGUGCAAAGCCGGUUUCGCUGGAGAUGACGCCCCAAGAGCUGUGUUCCCUUCUAUUGUUGGCAGACCAAGACAUCAGGGUGUGAUGGUCGGUAUGGGUCAAAAAGAUUCAUAUGUUGGAGACGAAGCUCAAAGUAAAAGAGGUAUCCUGACUUUGAAAUACCCAAUCGAACAUGGAAUCAUUACUAACUGGGAUGAUAUGGAAAAAAUUUGGCAUCAUACAUUCUACAAUGAACUUCGUGUUGCCCCUGAGGAACAUCCUGUUUUGUUGACUGAAGCCCCUCUUAACCCAAAAGCAAAUCGAGAGAAAAUGACUCAAAUUAUGUUUGAAACAUUUAACUCACCAGCUAUGUACGUUGCGAUUCAAGCUGUUCUCUCCCUGUACGCUUCCGGCAGAACAACUGGUAUCGUCCUGGAUUCUGGUGAUGGCGUUUCACACACUGUACCCAUCUAUGAAGGUUUUGCCUUGCCACAUGCUAUUCUCCGUUUGGAUUUAGCUGGCCGAGAUUUAACUGAUUAUUUGAUGAAGAUUCUAACUGAAAGGGGUUACUCAUUUACUACAACAGCUGAGCGUGAAAUCGUUCGUGAUAUCAAGGAAAAAUUGUGUUAUGUAGCAUUGGACUUCGAACAGGAAAUGGCAACAGCUGCCGCUUCAACCUCAUUAGAAAAGUCAUAUGAAUUACCUGAUGGUCAAGUAAUUACAAUUGGUAACGAAAGAUUCCGUUGUCCAGAAGCAUUGUUCCAGCCUUCAUUCUUGGGCAUGGAAUCUUGUGGCAUUCAUGAAACUGUGUAUAAUUCAAUCAUGAAGUGCGACGUUGAUAUCCGUAAGGAUUUGUAUGCCAACUCUGUUCUAUCUGGUGGUACUACUAUGUAUCCUGGUAUUGCCGAUCGUAUGCAAAAGGAAAUUACCGCCUUAGCCCCAUCAACAAUUAAAAUUAAGAUUAUUGCUCCACCAGAAAGAAAGUACUCCGUAUGGAUUGGUGGUUCCAUCUUGGCAUCUCUAUCUACUUUCCAACAGAUGUGGAUUUCAAAACAAGAAUACGAUGAAUCAGGUCCAGGAAUUGUUCACCGAAAAUGCUUCUAAAUUCUUUAUGAUAGCAUUAUGUUGUAACGAAAAGACAUUUUUCUGCCUAGCAUGGAACGUGUCGCCAACAUCUAAAUAUUUCUUAUCAUAAUUAUAAAAACAUUAUAUAACACACUAGCCCAAAAUAAUUAAAGGAAAAGAACAAAAUUGUGAAUUUCUUAAUGAUUUUUAGAUAGACUUUUUUUCACUGGAAAAUAAUCACAUUGAGCUUAAAUAAAAACAUUUUAAUUUUGA
Messenger RNA from Episyrphus balteatus (marmalade hoverfly), 1510 nucleotides. RefSeq names its product actin, indirect flight muscle. Gene Ontology annotation, biological process: mitotic cytokinesis. The record is from RefSeq and is a predicted model, not a curated record. The transcript is spliced from 3 exons. The coding region runs from base 146 to 1276 and encodes 376 amino acids. Lineage: Eukaryota; Metazoa; Arthropoda; Insecta; Diptera; Syrphidae.